Caenorhabditis remanei is the source of this 2391-nucleotide messenger RNA. RefSeq lists its product as uncharacterized. The transcript has 10 exons. Gene Ontology annotation, molecular function: ubiquitin protein ligase activity; protein binding. Gene Ontology annotation, biological process: ubiquitin-dependent protein catabolic process. The record is from RefSeq and is a predicted model, not a curated record. Bases 1 to 2391 code for a protein of 796 amino acids. NCBI's taxonomy places the organism in Eukaryota, Metazoa, Nematoda, Chromadorea, Rhabditida, Rhabditidae.
AUGGCUCGUAAUGAACCAUCCCAGCAGCCGAGUAGUUCCGGAAGUAAUGGAACUUCAUCAGCAUCACAAAACGGGUCAGCAAAACCAUCUAAAGUUACAGUAAAAGUUGUCAACGCUUCGUUUACAAAACCAUGCGACUGUUAUGUCGAAAUCACGAGUGACACGUCAUCAGCCGCGCCAAAAAAGACGACGGUGAAGAAGAAGACGUCGGCGCCUGAGUGGAACGAACAUCUGAAUGUUCAUGCAAAUGAAACAUCAACACUGUCUUUUCGACUACUGCAAAAGGCAAAACUUUUUGAAGAUACGUGUCUUGGAAUGGCAAAAAUAAAGUUGGCUAAUGUUGGAAAAACGGAAAACGGAGAGUUUAAAGCGGACAUCAACAACAUUUCUCUUCUGGCAAAAGACUCUUCUAAAAUGGGAACUCUCAAUGUAAUUUUCUCGGGUUACGCGGAAAGAAAGCGGAGGAGUGCUGGGCAGAGAGCUGAAACUGCUGUGUCUGCAAGUUCUGAAGCAUCAACAUCUAAUGGUGUUGUACCAACAGCUUCUGCUUCUUCCGGUGGAAGAAGACCUGCUACAGCAAAAAGGGAUACAUUGGCUGUACCAGCGAAUGGAGUAGCAGGGGCAAAUACGUCUGGAGGUGGUACAACAACUGGAACAACACCAGAAGAAGCAUUACCUGAAGGAUGGGAAAUGAGAUUUGAUCAAUAUGGACGGAAGUACUACGUGGAUCAUACAACAAAAUCUACUACGUGGGAAAGGCCAUCGACACAACCACUCCCGCAGGGAUGGGAAAUGAGAAGAGAUCCUAGGGGAAGAGUAUAUUAUGUUGACCAUAACACACGUACUACAACGUGGCAACGCCCAACAGCGGAUAUGCUAGAGGCACACGAACAAUGGCAAUCUGGAAGAGACCAAGCAAUGAUUCAAUGGGAACAACGAUUCCUUCUACAACAAAACAAUUUUAGUGCUGAUGAUCCGUUGGGACCACUUCCUGAAGGAUGGGAGAAGAGACAGGAUCCAAACACCGGGCGCAUGUAUUUUGUGAACCAUGUGAACAGAACAACGCAAUGGGAAGAUCCUAGAACUCAGGGUGGAUCCGAUCAACCACUUCCAGACGGUUGGGAAAUGAGAUUCACCGAGCAAGGAGUACCAUUUUUCAUUGAUCAUCACUCUAAAACUACUACUUACAAUGAUCCGAGAACCGGAAAACCUGUUGGACCAUUAGGAGUUGUUGGUGUACAAAUGGCGAUGGAAAAGAGUUUCAGAUGGAAAAUUGCUCAAUUCAGAUAUUUGUGUUUGUCGAACAGUGUACCAAAUCAUGUAAAAAUCACCGUAUCCCGUAACAAUGUAUUCGAAGAUUCAUUCCAAGAAAUAAUGCGAAAAAAUGCUGUUGAUCUCCGCCGACGUCUCUAUAUUCAAUUCCGUGGUGAAGAAGGAUUGGAUUACGGUGGUGUGGCAAGAGAAUGGUUCUUCCUUUUAUCUCAUGAAGUCCUCAAUCCAAUGUAUUGCUUGUUUAUGUAUGCUGGUAAUAACAAUUAUAGUCUUCAAAUCAAUCCGGCAUCUUUCGUUAAUCCGGAUCACUUGAAAUAUUUCGAGUAUAUUGGACGAUUUAUUGCCAUGGCUCUAUUCCACGGGAAAUUCAUCUACAGCGGUUUCACAAUGCCAUUCUAUAAGAAGAUGUUGAAUAAAAAAAUAGUAUUAAAAGAUAUUGAACAAGUGGAUUCUGAAAUUUAUAAUUCAUUGAUGUGGAUCAAGGAUAACAACAUUGACGAAUGCGAUAUGGAAUUAUAUUUUGUUGCCGAUUAUGAAUUACUUGGAGAACUGAAAACAUAUGAGUUGAAGGAAGGAGGAACAGACAUGGCGGUUACUGAAGCUAAUAAGUUGGAAUAUAUUGAAUUGCUAGUUGAAUGGCGGUUCAACAGGGGCGUCGAGCAACAAACGAAAGCGUUCUUCACCGGUUUCAACUCAGUUUUCCCACUGGAAUGGAUGCAAUACUUUGAUGAAAGAGAACUCGAACUGCUGCUCUGUGGAAUGCAAGAUGUAGAUGUUGAUGAUUGGCAAAGAAAUACUGUGUACAGACAUUACGCACCACAAUCUAAACAGGUCACUUGGUUCUGGCAAUGGGUUCGGAGUCUCGAUCAGGAGAAACGUGCUCGUCUCCUCCAAUUCGUCACCGGAACUUGCAGAGUUCCAGUUGGUGGUUUCUCUGAACUCAUGGGUUCCACAGGUCCACAACUUUUCUGUAUUGAACGUGUUGGAAAAGAGAAUUGGCUCCCAAGAUCACAUACAUGCUUCAAUCGACUCGACCUUCCGCCUUAUAGAUCUUAUGAACAACUUUGUGAAAAGUUGAGUAUGGCUAUUGAGAUGACGGAAGGAUUCGGAAAUGAGUAG